AUGGAUCAACCAUUUGACAGAAGAUGGACGAACAAAGACAAUCAAAUUUUCGACAACACUUUGAUCCGCAAAGUAUGCGAUUGCUCCUUCAACACUUCUUUUGGCUUUUUAUACAACGAGAAGAAGUUCAAAUGGGCCAAGGUUUCGAAGCUUGCUCAGAUGGGACUUUCGAUGAAAUCCGAGAGUGAAACGGCAAUCUAUCUCCGCUGCAAGCACGGUGGAAGUAAAAAGGGCCCCGUUCCGAUGCGAGUUUGCAAGGACGCGCGAAAAAUCACAAGGGUAAAUAAAAAGGAGACAUUGCAGAUAUCCAGCCCAAAUCCAAGCGACGCAGAAUUCUGCACGAAAGAAGAGAAACUGCUUGAUCUGGCGAAAAUCAUGAAGCCGCUCAAGAGUCCCAAAAUGGGUGUUUUGAAAAAAGCGACAAACGAGCACGCUAAAAUCAAGAAACUGUUGAUCGGCCCGAAGAAGAAAAAAUACUCCGUGAACGAUUGCAUGGGCGAAAUGAAGCAUACUGACUCCAACGAGACCCACCCAGUGUAUUUGCUCGAUAAUACGGACCCGAUGAGCUGGAAUGACAAGAUUUUGAAGAAGAAAUCUUUGCUCGCCAAAUGCAAAGUGCCGAAAAAGAGCCUCAGACCUGAAUGGUGCUACGACAAGAAUUAUCCGAUCGAUGGUCAUUUGGCCAAAUGCUCCCUAACUGUUGAUGAUAAGAUCCAUCUUAUCACAAAAGGAAAGGAUCGACAUUCGAACCCCUCGGCUAGGACAAAGGAUUUUGGGUUAAAGAGGGUGGACUGUCGAUCCUAUUCAGGCGCGGUGAAGAAGACGCUUCGAUUUUUGAACAGAAUGCACAAUCAUUUCGCAAAAAAUCCCUUUUACUGCUUCUAA
Oikopleura dioica is the source of this 885-nucleotide messenger RNA. The record is from the annotation of a GenBank genome assembly. NCBI's taxonomy places the organism in Eukaryota, Metazoa, Chordata, Appendicularia, Copelata, Oikopleuridae.